Molecule: messenger RNA, 2152 nt
Organism: Hermetia illucens (black soldier fly)
Lineage: Eukaryota; Metazoa; Arthropoda; Insecta; Diptera; Stratiomyidae
Exons: 6
Coding region: 128-1039 (303 amino acids)
Source: RefSeq, a predicted model, not a curated record
AUAAAUGGCAGCAGUUGGCUGACAGUUGACGGCAGUAGCUUUCCAGGAUUGUGGAUUUAUCAGCGGGGAUUGAUAUUAUUGGUACAUUGAAGUGUAAACUACGUAGUUUUAGCAUUUGUUGACAAAAAUGUCUGAUAGCGAAAGUAAAGAAGACGGUGAUUUGGCGAAUUUUGCAAGUGAAUCGCUACUUAUGCCGAUGCCGGAAAACAUAGUUGUAUCGCAUCCCGGCAUCACAAGAAGCAAAUUUAUAAACCAUUUCCAAGUCGGCUACUUGCCUUUAGAGUUUCGAACUAUAAUUCGGAAUUUAGAGGACAAUGAAGAUAAUUCUGAGGAUAUAAUUAAGCUUUGGAAUGAUGUCAACGACUUUGUGCCACAGACUUUUGACGAUCUUGUAGCGCUUUACAAACUGUCCUGCGGUCUUAUGCUCUUGCCAAGUACCAUAGAAAUGACACAUCUGAAGCUGGGAGUAAUUCACAAAGUGUUCCGUCAUACCUCGCACGAUUGGGACGUAAAUCCUGUUAUGAUUCAUGUCAUCAGCAAAGAACUGUAUCCGUUUCUUGUCGACAGUAGGAACUUAAUGUAUUUUAUACGAAUCAUAGCAGUUGUGAGUCGAAUGGCCUUCUACGUUUCGUGCUGCUUGGCUUGGUCUCUCUUUUUCCGGAUUUUAGAUAAGGAAGUGAAAAUGUACAGGCUUCAUGACUUGCAGACCAUGGUAGAUGCAUUGAAAGAUGAUCUGGACCUUAAAAAAAUGGAGGAGAAUACGAGCGACUUUUAUUCAUUAUUGGACGCAAUGGCAUUUCUUAUUAAUGUGAUAGUCUUCAGAAAAUCCGAAGAAAUGAUUUGCGAGCGAUACAAUGAUAACUUUGUAAGUACUCGGGAGCAAAUCGACGUGUUAUAUCAAUGGGGCUCAAAUAUCCUUGACACGUUCCAACCGCACAAUGUAGAAAAUCAAGACCCGAUUCUGAUUGCUGAGCUGGUUAGAUUCGACAUUGUAGAUCCUUUGAGAGGGUUCCUAGAGGAUACUGACAUUCCCACAUAAGUAAAAUUAUUUUUUUUUCUACUAUAAGAUCACUCAUACAUGACAGGUAAAUAACGUAUUCAUCAAUCUUAUUUUGGAAAUUCCAGAAGCAAAUCCAUUUAAUGUUAACUAGACACACCAAAAAUUAUUUAAAAAAUAAUAAAACCAAAGUCUCAAAUAUCUGUUACUUGUGAAGUAAACUUUUUGUAAGAAAACAUUACAUUUAAGCUUGAAUGAAAUAAACAAUUCUAAAAGAAUUUCCCCCGAAAUUAAUAAAUACUACGAUAAUUCCCUGAGCGAAAACUCGAUUUGAUUCGAUGAACAUAUGAAGCGCGCAUACAGUUUGAGUUCGUUGAUAUGUAUGUGAUAUUCGAUUGAAAGUUUUAUCAGUUUGCACGUAUCAUAUCUAAACUUGUGGUAAUUAAGCAAGCAGGUAAGUAUAAUAAUUAUUUCAUUGUUUAUCUUUUCUUUCAUCUGUCGGUGUUACUUGCUUCCCAGUAAGAGUUUCGGAUCCUAUUAGAAAGUGUAAACGGUUUCCAUUGCAAACAUUUGAAGAAAGUUUAAAGUUGUGUGGAUCAAAUAGUUUGAUUAAUCGUCAUGAGCAACAAAGCACUCUAGAGUCGCUUUUAGGUUUCAGAAGGAUACACACUCUUCCAAUUCUUCUGUGCGGUGUGACCCUAAUAUAAUCUACUCGUUGACCUUAUUUGGAUGUUGGGUUCCAUUGCAUGGCAUAUUCAGCUAUGCAAAAGUGCUGUCACCACUCCCUGUGUUGCCCUUAGAUCAGCACAGAGAAACAUUAUCCCGGAACUACAUCAAAAUAGUGUUUGAAGUGAGGUAGUUGUUUUUCUAGGAUUCAGAUAAAUUACGAUAUAUGCUGGUCUUGGACCUAAAUAUGACGCAUGUCGUGGCAGCACGCCUGAGCGCAAAGCAGCAAAGUUAAUUUCUAGCGGCUGGUUUCAUAUCGUCAACAUCCACCUGCAUUAAAAUAACGACCAAUUCUUCAAUUUGAUAUAAUAGUUAUGAAUAUGUACAAUCCCUGGUUGCUUAUUUGUAUCUAAUCGUGUAUAAUAUCAUACACUUAAUCUUAUCUCUUCCUAUAUAAUAUUCUAAAGAAUAAAUUAUAAUCUAAGAUUU